AUGGCCGAUACCAACGAAACCAUGGGAAAGGAUUCAUAUCGACUACGCAGGACCGGUCAAUGGACCCGUAGCACCACUACCACAGCGACGCUGGAGCUGCUACAAGAAACUUUUGCAAGAUAUGGCAACCCACAUACUCUUGUGUCCGACAAUGGUACCCAGUUCGGAAGCGCCAGUUUCAAGCUUUUCUGUGACGAAAAUGGUAUCCAGCAUCUGACGACAGCCCCGUAUCACCCGCAAUCGAACGGACAAGCAGAACGUUUCGUCGAUACCUUGAAGAGAGGAUUGAAGAAACUUGCCGAAGGGGAAAAGACGGUGACGUUCCAGCACCUUCAGACGUUCCUAUCCGUUUACCGGUCAACACCAAACCGAAACGCUCCGGAUGGUAAAUCUCCUGCGCACCUGUUCCUAGGACGAGAAAUGCGGACAUCCCUGGAUCUCUUGAAGCCGAGUUCUCCGCGGCCAACCCUGGUCAACGAGAAGCAGAACGACCAGUUCAACCAAAGACACGGAGCGGUCAAAAGAGCCUUCAAUCCGGACGACCUGGUGUACGCGCAACAUAUACUCGCUGAUGGUAUCAGGACUCAUAGUGGAUGGGAGAUCGUGAACUCGGACGGUCACAGCCUCGCAAUCCACGUAUACCGGGAUCUUAAAUGCUUUGUCCGCACAAACAAUAGAUCGCUUCCAAUUGUGGUUCAAUUGGUAACGUAA
Aedes albopictus (Asian tiger mosquito) is the source of this 711-nucleotide messenger RNA. RefSeq lists its product as uncharacterized. The record is from RefSeq and is a predicted model, not a curated record. Gene Ontology annotation, biological process: DNA integration. NCBI's taxonomy places the organism in Eukaryota, Metazoa, Arthropoda, Insecta, Diptera, Culicidae. The transcript has 3 exons. Gene Ontology annotation, molecular function: nucleic acid binding. Bases 1 to 711 code for a protein of 236 amino acids.